AUGGAAACUCUACAGCCUGGCCUCCUCCCUUCUGAACACAAGCACGACGAGACCGUCUUUAUUCCCUACUGGGCACGCAGCACUGUGCAGUACGCCCAGAGUCUCCUCGAGUACUCGCCCGAGCCGAUAGAAUACAUCUUCGACGAGGACAGCUGGGAUAACUGUUUUUUCUUUCCGGAGGAUUGCACUCGUGCUCCCCCAGCAUAUCUUGCCACUGCCUACGAGACAGACACCGACGCACAUACCAUUAGCGUGAGUGAUGUUGACAGCUGCUCCGAAGACAUGACGCCGGCACUUCCAGAUAUCCGCAUGCUCGACUCCGAGGCCCUCGGCGAUCUGCUCGAGGAUAACCUCUCGCCUCCAGAAAUCACCUCCAUUUUGAUAUUCGCCACAAAUGGUGCCAUCUUUGCGUACGCAUCCGAUCUACCGAUCCGCCGGUUGCGCAGCCUGAGUGCGACGUAUGGAGCUGCCUAUACAUCCUUCGCCAAGACGUCCGCGUCAGGGAACUUGACCGGUGUGAACCCUGCCAGUCAUCCGUCGUCGUUUGUAACUGCGCCGUCGCUCUCGUUGGGCGAUGUUGGGUCGAUCGUCUUUGAGCAGGACAACCGAGUGGCCAUUGUGACGAAGAUUGGGGAUAAGGUUGCUCUGGCGGUGGUUGGACCGUCAAAGUUAGAGGAUCCGGAGACUGUUGACAACGUUGCAAGCAGCAUAGCAUCAGGAACAGAAGAUCCUACCGAAGCAGUCGAGCCGACAGAGGCAGCAGAAGCAGGACCAACUGAGUCAUCUGCGGCGUCGAAGCAGUCGCGGGCAGUCGAAUCUGAAGGCGACACAGAUAAGCUACUAGCCGCACAAUACGAGAUCGACCGAAGCAAUGAUCUAGCACGUCUCGCAGGGCUGAAUCUGAAUGCAUCACCGGAGAUACUGCUAGCGUUGGAGUCAAAAUCUGCGGCGCUGGGGAGAUUUCUCGGGCAGAAGCUGAAAGACUUGCACAGUCCUGAAGAUUUUUAA
Molecule: messenger RNA, 1008 nt
Organism: Talaromyces proteolyticus
Lineage: Eukaryota; Fungi; Ascomycota; Eurotiomycetes; Eurotiales; Trichocomaceae
Exons: 2
Coding region: 1-1008 (335 amino acids)
Source: RefSeq, a predicted model, not a curated record